This is a messenger RNA of Drosophila grimshawi, 2418 nucleotides long. It is a transcript of the gene Noc2, whose product is annotated as nucleolar complex protein 2 homolog. The record is from RefSeq and is a predicted model, not a curated record. Gene Ontology annotation, cellular component: Noc2p-Noc3p complex; Noc1p-Noc2p complex; nucleoplasm. The transcript is spliced from 2 exons. Lineage: Eukaryota; Metazoa; Arthropoda; Insecta; Diptera; Drosophilidae. Gene Ontology annotation, molecular function: histone binding; transcription corepressor activity. Gene Ontology annotation, biological process: ribosomal large subunit biogenesis; negative regulation of transcription by RNA polymerase II. Bases 85 to 2340 code for a protein of 751 amino acids.
GCAUUGCGUUAAGCGGCACGUGUUGAGCGAGUUUUGAUUUUCGAGUUUGUUGUUUGAUUUAAUUGCAUAUUAUUAAGGAUAACAAUGAAGGUCGCCACAAAAAAGGUUAAGUCCUUGGACAAAUCGAAGCCCAAAAAGAGUUUAAUCAAGAAAAAGAAACUGUCGGAGGAGCCACAGUUGCCGAAGGCCGCGAAGAAAACCGUCAAGAAGGGCAAGAAAGAUGAAAUAAAGCCAAAAAAGAAAGUGGCAAAAAAGUCACUCAAAAAAGACUUGGAGGGACUCAAGGACAUCGAUCCCGAGUUCUAUGAUUUUCUAAAGAAGAACGACAAGGAACUGCUCGAUUUCAAUCUUAUGGGCAGCGAUGAUGACGACGAGGAGGAAGAGGAAGCUGAGGAGAAGGCAGCUGCAGAGGAUUUGGACAGCGAAGACGAUGAUGGAAAAUAUCACAAGCCCAGUGAUGAUCUGGCCGUAGCCAGUGACGAGAGCGAAGGCGAAGAUGAUGAUGCUGACGAAGAAGAAUCUGCCGGAGGUGCGCAAAAGAUUACACUAAAUAUGCUCCGACAAUGGGAACUGCAGCUGACCAAACCCAAUGUCUCCGUGGAGGCAGUUCGUCAGGUCAUCCAAGCAUUCAACUCCGCGCUGGCCAGCAUUAGUGCAGAUGCUGAGAUGGGUGAGCAGGCCAACGCCAGUGCCUAUAAAGUUGUCGGGGCCGCUGCCUUUAACGGAGUAAUCCAGCUGUGUGUGCUGCACCUGCAACCAGCGAUUAUAAGAGUGCUGGGCGUGAGACCCAACAGCAGUUUACCGCUGCACAAACACAAGAAGUGGGUUAAGGUGCGUGGCUGCCUGCGCUACUACUUGGGCGACCUGAUACGCCUCGUGGAGCAAGUGUCCAGCACGAAUAUACUCAAUGUGCUGCUCAAGCAUCUGCAUCAGAUGGCCGGCAUGGUGGCGCCCUUUACAACGCUGGGCAAGACCAUACUCAAGCGCCUCAUCGUGCUCUGGGCAACGGGGGAUGAAACAGUGCGAGUGCUCGCCUUUCUCUGCAUCCUCAAAAUAACGCGUAAACAGCAGGCGACCAUGUUGAAUCACGUGCUGAAGGCCAUGUAUCUGGCGUAUGUGCGCAACUCCAAGUUCGUGUCGCCCAACACGCUGCCGGGCAUCAAUUUUAUGCGCCGCUCGCUGGUGGAGAUGUUUGCCCUCGAUCUAAAUGCAAGCUAUCAGCACGCCUUUCUCUACAUCCGCCAAUUGGCGAUCCAUUUGCGCAAUGCUGUCAUCCUGAAGAAGAAAGAUAGCUUCCAGGCUGUCUACAAUUGGCAGUAUAUCAAUUCGUUGCGACUCUGGUCGGAUUUGCUGGGCGCUAGCGCAAAUAAGCCGCAACUGCAGCCACUCGUCUAUCCACUGGUCACGAUCACAACGGGCGUCAUCCGCCUCAUACCGACAGCUCAAUAUUUUCCGCUGCGUUUCCAUUGCCUGCAGUCGCUGAUUUCACUGGCGAAGGAGACGCAAACGUUUAUCCCGGUGCUGCCACUGAUUGUGGAGGUGUUGCGCAGCAAUACGUUCAAUCGCAAACACACCGCGGUAUCCAUGAAACCGCAGCAAUUCACUUGCAUUCUGCGCCUGAACAAGGCACAGCUCGCUGAGAAUGGCUUCCGCGAUGAGGUCGUGGAGCAGGUGUGCGGCCUGCUGUUGGAGUACCUGUCACAUGAGUCAGCCACGCUGGCAUUUAGCGAUCUGGUUGUGCCCGUGGUCAUGGCCCUUAAGGCGUAUCUCAAGGAGUGCCGCAACGCGAAUUAUACGCGCAAGAUGAAACAGCUGCUGGACAAGAUUCAGGAGAGUGCACGCUUCAUUGAACAGCAGCGGAGCAAGACCAGUGUCCAGCUGGACCUGAAGAAUGCCCAGGCGGUGCAGGCGUGGGAGCAACAGGUGCGCAACAAGCGCACACCUCUGGAUAUCUACUAUGCCAGUUGGGUGAAGACACACGAGACGAAGAAGCGGCGUCAAGCGGCCCAAACGGAUGACAUUAAUGCGGACUACGAUAUACCCAAGCUGAAGCGACCGGCGGCCAAGACGGGUGUUCCAGUGCGCAACGAAGAUGGCGAACUGGAACUGUUCCCAUCCGAUUCCGAAGACGAUGACGCAGGCAUUCCCUACCAAGACGACGAUGAUGAUGAUGAUGACGGCGACAUUUCGGAACCAGAGGAGCCACAGCCCAAGAAGCCCAAACGCAAGCAGCCCAAGGAGCAAUCAAAAGAAACGAUUCCCGCUGAGCCUGCGGAUUAUUAUGAUGAGGCAGCCGCAGCUGUUGACAUUGUCAAGGAUUUAGAUUUGAGUGACUGGUAAUUGCUGAUGCCCACUAUUAUGAGAGAAAAAUAGCUAAUUUCAUAAGAAAUUCAAAUAAAAAAAUUAAUACCAAACAAA